AUCUUCAUUUUCGCCUUCACUUCAACAAACCAAAAGAAAGCAAAACAAAAAAAGCUUUCUUGAUUUCAAGAAAGUAAAACAGAAACAAACUGUUUUCUUCUUUUUCUGCAAUCUCUAAUGGCGGCAUCAGUAGACAAUCGCCAAUUCCACCUUGACCAAACUUUAAACGGCGUCGUUCGCCAGUUCAAAUCCAGCCCCACUCGCCGCUCUGAUUCUCCCAUUCGCACCCCUUUCAAUUUCACUCCUCAAGAUUUCAACCGCAGCCCUAACAAGAAGCCGAUUUAUCCUAUGGAUGAUGAUGAUGGUUUUUCCAGCGAUGAAGAGGAACCUGCUGAUUAUAAGGAUUUAAUCCGCAAGGGGAACAGCGAAUUACAGCCCUCCAUUUUUGACCCGAGGGAUGAAGGAACCGCUGAUCACUGGAUUGAACGCAACCCGUCUAUGAUCCGACUCACGGGUAAACACCCGUUCAACUGUGAAGCCCCAUUAACCCAACUCAUGCACCACGGGUUCAUCACGCCCGUCCCUCUCCAUUACGUCCGUAACCACGGUCCAGUUCCUAAAACUAGCUGGAAAGACUGGACCGUUGAGAUACGUGGGCUGGUUAAAAAACCGACCCGGUUCACCAUGGAGCAAUUGGUAAACGAGUUUCCGGCCCGGGAAUUGCCCGUGACUUUGGUUUGCGCGGGUAACAGAAGAAAAGAGCAAAAUAUGGUUAAACAGACCAUAGGUUUUAAUUGGGGAGCAGCAGGUGUUUCCACUUCAGUGUGGCGCGGUGUUCCAUUGCAUUUGGUGCUCAAGCGAUGUGGGAUCUUCAGCCAGAGAAAAGGGGCCCUCAACGUGUGCUUUGAAGGGGCUGAGGAUUUGCCAGGUGGCGGUGGGUCCAAAUAUGGGACCAGCAUCAGGAAGGAGUAUGCCAUGGAUCCAGCUCGUGAUAUAAUUUUAGCUUACAUGCAAAACGGUGAGUUUUUGGCUCCCGAUCACGGCUUCCCCGUCAGAGUGAUUAUUCCGGGAUUUAUCGGUGGAAGAAUGGUCAAAUGGUUGAAAAAAAUCACAGUCACUACUAAAGAAUCAGACAAUUAUUACCAUUACAAGGACAAUCGAGUCCUUCCCUCUCAUGUCGAUGCUGAGCUUGCUAAUGCUGAAGCAUGGUGGUACAAACCAGAGUAUAUAAUAAACGAGUUGAGCGUGAAUUCGGUGAUAACGACACCGUCGCAUGAUGAGAUUCUGCCGAUUAACUCGUGGACAACGCAGAGGCCAUACACGUUGAAGGGAUAUGCAUAUUCUGGCGGUGGAAAGAAGGUGACACGUGUUGAAGUGACGUUGGACGGAGGAGAAUCGUGGCUAGUGUGUUCGUUGGAUCAUCCUGAGAAGGGAAACAAAUAUGGAAAAUUCUGGUGCUGGUGUUUCUGGUCACUGGAAGUUGAGGUUCUUGACCUGCUCAGUGCUAAGGAGAUUGCUGUUCGUGCCUGGGAUGAAGCCCUUAGUACCCAGCCUGAAAAACUCAUUUGGAAUGUUAUGGGAAUGAUGAACAAUUGCUGGUUCCGGGUGAAAACAAACGUGUGCAAGCGACACAGGGGCGAAAUCGGUAUCGUCUUCGAGCACCCAACCUUGCCGGCCAACCAGUCUGGUGGAUGGAUGGCCAAGGAAAGACAUCUCGAGAAAUCAUCAGAUACAACUACGACUUUAAAGAAAAGUGUGUCAACUCCUUUUAUGAAUACUGCGUCAAAAACAUUUUCAAUGGCUGAGGUCAAGAAGCACAAUACAGCCGAUUCAUGUUGGAUAAUCGUUCAUGGCCACGUCUACGACUGCACUCGCUUCCUUAAAGACCAUCCAGGAGGCACUGAUAGCAUUUUGAUCAAUGGCGGAACUGACUGUACUGAAGAAUUCGAUGCUAUUCACUCCGAUAAGGCUAAGAAAAUGCUGGAGGAUUAUCGUAUCGGAGAGCUUGUCAAUUCAAAUUCUUACGGAUCCGAUUCCAACACAUCUUCGCCAAACAAUUCAGUGCAUGGAGCAUCUAAUAUGUUGCUGACCCAUUUGGCACCGAUCAAGGAAAUUACCCCUGCUGUUCCGGUGAGCAAUAUCGCCCUUGUUCCAAGAGAAAAAAUCCCAUGCAAGCUGGUGAAGAAGGAAUCACUUUCGCACGACACACGUCUCUUUCGAUUUGCAUUACCUUACGAAGAUCAAGUAUUGGGGUUACCUGUAGGGAAGCACAUUUUCAUAUGUGCUAGUAUCGAUGAUAAGCUAUGCAUGCGAGCUUAUACACCAUCAAGCGCCAUUGAUGUAGUAGGAUAUUUCGAGCUCGUGAUCAAAGUUUACUUCAAGGGUGUGCAUCCAAGGUUCCCUAACGGAGGGCAAAUGUCUCAAUAUCUUGACUCACUUCAACUCGGAUCCAGCAUCGACGUAAAAGGUCCUGUAGGUCACAUUGAAUACACUGGUCGCGGAAACUUCACCGUUCAUGGCAAAUCCAAGUUCGCCAAGAAGCUAGCCAUGUUGGCGGGCGGAACCGGAAUAACACCGAUAUAUCAAGUAAUGCAAGCCAUCUUGAAAGAUCCCGAGGACGAUACCGAGAUGUACGUGGUGUAUGCGAAUCGUAGUGAGGAGGAUAUUUUGCUGAGGAAAGAGCUUGAUUCUUGGGCAAAAGAAUAUUCUGAAAGAGUGAAGGUAUGGUAUGUUGUUGAAUCAGCCAACGAAGAGUGGCAAUAUAGUAAAGGAUUCAUCACUGAAACUAUCCUGAGGGAGCAUGUUCCUGAAGGAUCAGACGAUACUCUAGCGUUGGUCUGUGGACCACCACCCAUGAUUCAGUUUGCUGUGCAGCCAAAUUUGGAGAAGAUGAAUCACGAUAUCAAGAAUUCACUGCUAAUAUUCUAGACGGGGAUAUGGAGAAAAAAUGCUACUAUAACUAUCUGAGGACUGAGGAUGUAAAUAUUUUUUUAUAUAUAUUGUUUUUUUAUAUAUAUAAUAAGUUGUAUGCUUAGUUGUUUCGACUUUCAAUCUAGAGUACUUAGCGGAGCAAAGAUGCAUCGAAUGGUGAGUACAAAUGCUCUUUGUACGUAAAUGUAGCUCCUCGUGUAUAAAAAUCAACUCUCUCCCCUUUUUUUUUAA
This is a messenger RNA of Mercurialis annua (annual mercury), 3102 nucleotides long. Its product is annotated as nitrate reductase [NADH]-like. The record is from RefSeq and is a predicted model, not a curated record. NCBI's taxonomy places the organism in Eukaryota, Viridiplantae, Streptophyta, Magnoliopsida, Malpighiales, Euphorbiaceae. Gene Ontology annotation, biological process: nitric oxide biosynthetic process; nitrate assimilation. Gene Ontology annotation, molecular function: molybdopterin cofactor binding; molybdenum ion binding; nitrate reductase (NADPH) activity. Bases 118 to 2868 code for a protein of 916 amino acids. The transcript is spliced from 4 exons.